This is a messenger RNA of Colletotrichum spaethianum, 1626 nucleotides long. RefSeq names its product NEDD8-activating enzyme E1 regulatory subunit. The transcript is spliced from 5 exons. Gene Ontology annotation, biological process: protein neddylation. The record is from RefSeq and is a predicted model, not a curated record. Gene Ontology annotation, cellular component: cytoplasm. NCBI's taxonomy places the organism in Eukaryota, Fungi, Ascomycota, Sordariomycetes, Glomerellales, Glomerellaceae. The coding region runs from base 1 to 1626 and encodes 541 amino acids. Gene Ontology annotation, molecular function: NEDD8 activating enzyme activity.
AUGACGGACAUCAUCGCCGACCAGGCUCCUCCCGCCCUUUCCGUACCCUCGGAAAAAGAGAAGAAGUAUGAUCGCCAGCUUAGACUGUGGGCUGCGAGUGGCCAAGCUGCCCUGGAAUCUGCCAACAUUCUGCUCGUAAACUCGGGUUCGGGAACCGUCGGUGUUGAGACCCUCAAGAACCUUGUGCUCCCAGGUAUUGGUAAGUUUACGAUUGCCGACGAUGCCGUGGUGAACGAGGCAGACCUUGGUGUCAACUUCUUCCUGGACGAGUCUCAUAUCGGCAAGUCCAGAGCGCAGAGCUGUACCGAAUUACUGCUGGAACUCAACCCAGAGGUCCAGGGUGACUGGUGUCCUCGAAAUUCGGAGACUUUGAACCUCGAACACAUCCUGGACAGCCCAAACCCUUUUACCAUAAUAUUGUACACACUCCCCAUGAAGCCUGAAGAUCUCAAGACACUCGAGUCUUACAGCCGUAGCCACAAAACUCCCUUGAUUGCAAUCCACUCGGUUGGUUUCUACUCUUACUUCAGCAUUCGUCUUCCUGACGUUUACCCCAUUGUCGACACCCAUCCGGAUGCAACUUCCACCAUAGAUUUGCGGCUUUUGGCCCCAUGGGAAGAGUUGGAAGCGUUUGCUGAGGAAAUGACCAAGGACAUUGACAGUCUUAAUAACCAUGAUCAUGGACACUUGCCCUUCGUGGUCAUUCUUCUGCAUUAUCUCAAGGUCUGGAAGGCAUCCCAUGGCGGCGCUGCGCCAAGCAACUACAAGGAGAAGGUUGAGUUUCGCAAAAUGGUGGCCGAGGCCACCAGAACGGAUAACGCAGAAGGUGGCGAGGAGAACUUCGAGGAGGCUGUGGCCGCGGUCCUGAAGACCAUUGUACCUCCGUCUCUCCCAUCUGCUGUCAAGCAGGUCUUUGAGUACAAGCACACCAAUGAUGUGAGUCCACUCACCUUCACCAGGAAAUCCGACGAGGCGAAAUCGAGUUUCUGGGUCAUUGCAGACGCAGUCCGAGAAUUUCAUGAAAAGCAUCAAUGCUUACCUGUGCCAGGCGGCCUCCCGGAUAUGAAGGCGCAGUCUAGCGUCUACAUCAAGCUCCAGAACAUUUACAAGGCCAAGGCUCGCAAGGACGUAACCGAGGUCCUAGACUUGGUUCGCCAGAAACCUGGUGGCGAGGGCGUCGACCCAGCCGUAGUCGAACUGUUCUGCAAGAAUGCAGCCUUCGUCAAGCUGGUUGUUCCUGCGAGCGGCGGAAUCGAACAGCUGCGCACCGUGGCAGAACAAGAGUUUGCCAACGAUGAAAUGGCUAAAGAUGGUGUGAUGCCUUUGUCACUACUUCCCAUUUAUCUUGCCCUCCAGUCCACGUCUCACACAGGCACGACGUCCCCGGACGAUAUUUUGGCAAAGAUUCGGACGCUACUCCCGGAGACAAGCGAUAACGAGCGGCUCGCACAAGCUGCACAAGAAGUAUCCCGGGCUGGUGGCGGAGAGCUGCACAACAUUUCCGCCGUGACAGGUGGCAUGGUGGCCCAGGAGACGAUCAAAAUCGUCACAAACCAGUACGUACCCAUUGAGAACACGUGCAUAUUCGACGGCAUUGCAAGCCGGUGCCAGAUUCUUCGCCUGUAG